UUUUUUAAAAAAAAAAAGAAAACAAGUUUGAGCCACUUAGAGUUGACUAGCUCUCCCAUCUUUUCUCGUGGUUGAUUCUGUUAGACUGACGUAUUUUUUUUUAAGUGAGACACGAAGAGAAGAAGCCGUCGUUACAAAAAAAAAAAAGGUAUAUUCUUUUCAUAUAGCUUCAUUUAUAAAUGGUUAUACCUGUUAAAUUCAAAUCAUACUAAAGACGGUGAUCAUCCUCUCUCAUUUUUAAAUGAUAUAAAAUAUAUACUUGUUUAAGCAGCAUCGUCAUAAAUAGCGAGGUGCUUUGACAAAAAGUUAUUUAAAUAGAGUGGUAGUGGGACUUGCUUUUUUUUUUGCCACUGUAGUGAUUAAUAAGUACCUUAUAAUCUACAAAGAUACAUAAGCAUACAAGAAACGUACCAACUUGCUAAAAAAAAAAGGGACUCAAAACAUGAUUCACGCAAGCAUAAGGUCGAAGCAAUCUUUACCUAUUUCUACUUCUUCUGGCGAGUCCAAAGAUCUCUUGAGAAUGGAGCGCGUCGGAACUCACUCUCACAUUCGUGGUUUGGGUUUGGACGAUGCAUUGGAACCUCGUGCCUCUUCUCAAGGUAUGGUGGGACAAUUAAAAGCACGUAAAGCUGCCGGUGUUAUCUUGCGAAUGAUUGAAGCAGGAAAGAUUGCAGGUCGUGCUGUCUUGAUUGCAGGUCCUCCCUCUACCGGUAAAACCGCCAUCGCCAUGGGUAUGGCUCAAGCUCUUGGUUCCGAUGUGCCAUUCACUUCAUUGGCUGCUUCUGAAAUCUUUUCACUUGAAAUGAGUAAGACUGAAGCCUUAACACAAGCAUUCCGUCGUUCCAUUGGUGUCAGAAUUAAGGAAGAGUCUGAAUUGAUUGAAGGUGAAGUGGUUGAAAUUCAAAUUGAUCGUUCCAUGACAGGUGGUUCCAAGACUGGUAAAUUAACACUCAAGACAACCGACAUGGAGACUAUCUACGAUCUUGGAAAUAAAAUGAUUGAUUCUUUAAACAAGGAAAAAGUCAUGGCAGGUGAUGUCAUUGCCAUUGACAAGGCUUCCGGUCGUAUUUCCAAGUUGGGUCGUUCUUAUGCCAGAGCUAGAGAUUACGAUGCUAUGGGUUCCGACACUAAAUUCGUACAAUGUCCCGAAGGAGAGUUACAAAAGAGAAAGGAAGUAGUUCACACAGUUUCUUUGCACGAAAUUGAUGUGAUUAACAGUAGAACACAAGGCUUUUUAGCUCUUUUCUCUGGUGAUACUGGUGAGAUUAAAUCCGAAGUCAGAGAUCAGAUCAACACAAAGGUAGCUGAAUGGAGAGAGGAAGGAAAAGCUGAUAUUGUUCCCGGUGUACUCUUUAUUGACGAAGUACAUAUGCUUGAUAUUGAAUGUUUCUCAUUCUUGAACAGAGCACUGGAAGAUGAUAUGGCACCUGUGGUUAUUAUGGCCUCCAACCGUGGUAUUACAAAUAUCCGUGGUACCAAAUAUAAAUCUCCUCAUGGUAUUCCCGUUGAUUUACUCGACCGUAUGUUGAUUAUUUCUACAAACCCUUAUGAAGAAAAGGAAAUCAAGGAGAUUUUAAAAAUUAGAUGCCAAGAAGAGGAUGUGGAAAUGACAGAGGAUGCCAAGGAUGUAUUGACACGUAUUGGUGUUGAAACCUCACUUCGUUACUCUAUUCAUUUGAUCACAGCUGCUAAUUUGGUCGCAAGGAAGAGAAAGGCUACCGCUGUUGACGUUCAAGAUAUCAAGCGAGUCUAUUCUCUCUUUUUGGAUGAAAAGAGAUCUGUUCAAUACUUGAAGGAUUUCCAAGAUCAAUACAUGUACAAUGACCAUAAUGAUAAGAUGGCUGUUGAUACUGCCAUGGAAUUGUAA
Messenger RNA from Mucor mucedo, 1867 nucleotides. Its product is annotated as RuvB-like 2. Gene Ontology annotation, cellular component: NuA4 histone acetyltransferase complex; R2TP complex; Swr1 complex. Lineage: Eukaryota; Fungi; Mucoromycota; Mucoromycetes; Mucorales; Mucoraceae. The record is from RefSeq and is a predicted model, not a curated record. The coding region runs from base 443 to 1867 and encodes 474 amino acids. Gene Ontology annotation, molecular function: DNA helicase activity; ATP binding; ATP hydrolysis activity. The transcript is spliced from 6 exons. Gene Ontology annotation, biological process: chromatin remodeling; regulation of transcription by RNA polymerase II; box C/D snoRNP assembly.